This is a messenger RNA of Pestalotiopsis fici W106-1, 1407 nucleotides long. RefSeq lists its product as uncharacterized. The record is from RefSeq and is a predicted model, not a curated record. Gene Ontology annotation, cellular component: COP9 signalosome. NCBI's taxonomy places the organism in Eukaryota, Fungi, Ascomycota, Sordariomycetes, Amphisphaeriales, Sporocadaceae. Bases 1 to 1407 code for a protein of 468 amino acids. The transcript is spliced from 4 exons.
AUGGCGGACCAGAGCAGCACCCAGCUCCUCAGCUAUUUCACGCUCAUGGAGCAUCAAGGCAACAUCAUACUAACCAGACAUGCAGAGGCGCCCAAAUUCGACCUCGACCUCUACAUAUCUAAUUAUCGAGGCCGGACACGCUUCGAUCGACUGCUGCUGAUAGGACAAUCUUCCGUUCCCUUGGGCCUAGAUGCCCUAAAAGCUGCCAUAGUGGAGGCCAAGAAUGGAAGGGACACGCAACAAUAUCGCAACGCCUGGGAAGCCAUUCGCGCCGCCGCCCCCGGCGAGCCAGAGGCUCAAUUCGAUCAGGCUUGGUUGGACAAGACAACCAAGCUGAAUAAGGCCGAGACCAGCCGCCUCGAAGUUGAGCUCAAACAAUAUAAGAACAACCUUGUGAGAGAGAGCAUCAGGAUUGGCUAUCGGGACAUGGCCCUACACCUCGAGAGAAUCGGCGAGCUGCAGGGCGCCGCUGAUACAUUUGUGCGCAUGAGAGGUGAAGCUAGCACGCCGUCGCAUCUUCUCGAGGUUGCCAAGUAUUUGAUUGGUGUCAUGGUCCAAAAACGGGACUGGCCCAGUGUCCUCUCCAAUGUCGGCAAGAUGUUUGCCAGUCCUACCAGUGGUGAUGAGGAAGCCAGAGCCCAUCAGCCGUAUGUCAAGGUGGUCUCCGGCAUUGCCAAUCUCAAUUCCGAGAAGUACUACGAGGCUGCCAGGAACUUCUUGGAGACGGGUGAUCUGGUUCAUUGCCAACGUCUCAAUGAUAUCAUCAGCCCCAACGAUGUGGCUACCUAUGGUGCGCUCUUGGCUCUGGCAUCCAUGGAUCGAGCUGAGCUCCAGUCCCGGGUUCUCAAUAACACGAGCUUUAGAACUUACCUGGAACUGGAGUCACACCUUCGCAAGGCCAUCAACAUGUUUGUCAAUGGCCGUUAUUCCCAGUGCCUCGCAAUCCUGGAGUCAUACCGACCCGAUUACCUUCUCGACAUUCAUCUUCACAAACACGUCUCAGUCCUCUACUCACUGAUCCGCACCAAGUGUAUUGUACAAUAUUUUAUCCCCUUUUCCUGCGUCACCCUGGACAGCUUGAACGAGGCUUUUGCCAAGCCUGGCGAGUCUUUGGAGUCGGAACUGGUAGCCAUGAUCCGGAGUGGCAGGCUCCAGGCUCGCAUCAAUACCAUUGAUAGACUGCUGGUUGCAGUAUCACCAGAUCGUCGGGUGGAGAUGCAGAGUGCGGCUCUGGAGGCGGCCAAGAACUAUGAAAAGGAAGUCUUGGAACGUAUCCGGCGCAUGAGUAUCAUGGCUGCUGAUCUGGAGGUGAAGGGUCAUGGUAGAAAAGCGGCUCCCCCAGGCUCAGGUGUGACAGACAUGUGGUUCGAUGACACUCGCAAGGGCGUUGCUGAGAGCUCGUUCUAG